This is a messenger RNA of Seriola dumerili (greater amberjack), 3938 nucleotides long. RefSeq names its product transmembrane protein 204 (gene tmem204). Lineage: Eukaryota; Metazoa; Chordata; Actinopteri; Carangiformes; Carangidae. The coding region runs from base 902 to 1582 and encodes 226 amino acids. The transcript has 3 exons. The record is from RefSeq and is a predicted model, not a curated record.
CACACUGACACAAACACAUUUAAAUUGAUCGUGAAGGAGGGGGCUGUCUGUUUGCGGCUUGUUACAUUUGGGAACUGAUGUCUCGGACUAUAACGAACAGCAACUCCCCCACAUUUCAACUCUGACCUCCAGGAUUUGCAGAGAAACAGUGAGCGAGAGAGAGAGAGGGAGAAAGACAGACAGAAGCAGGGAGUUAGGCUAGAGGACUUCUUGUUCCAGUCAGGCAGUGGGGACUCUUCUAGUUGAGAGACAGUCUUGGUAAACUUAGGCAGAGCCAUUAACAAGUCAGCUCCUAGCAACCCGAGAAUCUAUGCUCUCUUUGCAUCAAUGUGAAGGCAAUGUGAAGUGACUGAAGAGAAAAGAAGAAAAAAAAUCAACUGUCUACAUAGAGAAGCCAGCUGCACACGCAGAAGUCCGACCAGUGCAAUAAGCAAAGCACUGAAGAUCGGGAGAAAGUACAAAGAGAAAAACAGGGAGAGAGCUAAGGAGCGAUAUCCAAGAGUCAAGCUGCAGCCAGCCGGAGUCAGUGGAAUGGACCUAGGUGCCAGUUGGAUUAAUCCCCGCGUACCCGCAGUGCUGUCUGAGGAGGAGGGCUGAGGAUCUGCUGCAACGACAACAAACUCCUGAAUGAGGAUGAAUGGAGAUGUUCUUUAGCUAAGCCUCAAGAAAACACUCUUGGCAAGUCCACCUCUGUGUGAGCUGGGACAGCACAAGCUAACAGCUGGAGGAGGAGGAGGAGGUGGUGGUGGUGGUGGCGGAGGAGAGGAGCCAGGGAGCCCAGAGCACUGGUGGUGCUGCUGCCCCAGAGGAGAGACACGGGAGCGGGCAGGACACUGAGGAAGAACAGGGUCCGGAGGACGGACCCGAGGGAGGGGGCGAGGUGGCGGGUGGCGGGCGUCGCAUGGCCGUGCAGAGGCUGGUGGCAGCAGCGGUUGCAGUAGCCCUGCUGUCCCUCGUCUUAAACAAUGUUGCAGCCUUCACCCCCAGCUGGGUCCUGCAAGCCCUGGAGGACGGACGCAAGCGGAGUGUGGGACUAUGGAGGAUGUGCCCCACUGGUGGGGAAAGGGGCCGUGAUGACCUCCAGGCUGGGAGAAGGGGGCAAGGGACACAGAGGCAGUGUGAAGGUCUUGGAUGGGGGUCUGAGUAUGCAGGCUAUCAAGAGUCCCGCAGCACUGUCAAAUUGCAGUUUGACAUGAUGCGAGCAUGUAACCUGAUGGCGACAGUGGCCCUGACUGUUGGUCAGCUGAUCUUCCUUCUAGGCCUGAUGGAGCUGCCUUUCAUCACACAGGAAUCACAGUGGUGGGAGGAAGCCAUUGCUGCACUCUUCCAGCUAGCCAGUUUUGUGCUGGUGAUUGGACUUGUGACCUUCUACAGGAUCGGGCCCUACACACACCUUUCCUACUCCUGCUACUUGGACAUAACUGCUUGCCUGCUGGCCACUCUGGCUGCAGCCAUGCUUAUCUGGAACAUUUUACACCGCCGUGAUGACUGCCUUGCACCUCGAGUUAUAAUCAUCAGUCGCUCACUGGCAACACCUUUCCACCCUCGUCUAGACAAUGACUACGUGGAGUCACCUUGUUGAGCCAUGUGACCUCAAGAGCCAAGCCAAUGAGGAGUGAAAGACUGCACUGACAGGACUGUGCACUCAACUAUUCAUGUUUUACUCCAGCUGGUGCCUCCAAUGUGACUCUCAAGAGAAGAGGACAUUCCCGUGGCUCCACAAUGGCUGGCCUAACAUGUACCUGCUAUUGUACUCCAUAUUUCACAACUCCUCCCACCAUAAACAAAGAUAUCAGAACAAUUUUGCUGCUUGGUGCACAAAAGUCACACAUUUAAGAUUUAAAAUUACUGUAUAAAGCAGCCCUAAACAUAUUCAAAUACUGUAUGAUGUUUCAUUUAUUCAUGCUUGGGUAUGCUAAUUGGUAGCUAAACAUGGAAUUUGGACUAGGAAUGUCUCAUAUGAAACAGCCUUCUUAUGAAAAGAUCAAGCUGGAACUUGACCUAUUUUGUUAUAUGUGCACUUAUUAAAUGGCCUCCUGCAUAAUUAUAAAUUGGAAAUGAAUGAAAGAUGUUGAAAAUAUAAUACCAGAAUACCUCAUAUUUGUUUUCAUCAUUUUAAGGCUUAUUACAAUUUUAAUACAUAUUAAUGUAAAUGAUAUAUGUUGCAAGUAAGUAGGUAAACUAACAAGGCAAAAGCAGAAGAGUCAAUCAACCUCAGCAAACCGUUUGAUCGGGCUUAUCCUAAUCAGUGGCAAUAUUUAAUUUUAAAACAGCCAAUGAGAGGUGGUAUUUGGAUCAAAUUAACAUGUAUCUGCUCAAAGACAUCAGGGAAAAUUCUCAUGAUGACAUAAAUAUUUCUCCUCUUGAAAAAAAGGAAAAUAAAAGACAGGUGACUUGCCAAUUGAUGUAUGCGAAUUGAUUUGGAAUUUUUAAGCAGUAUUUGUUAAAUUGAUGGUAACACAUGUUUUGGCGAUGUACUGCAUUUUGAAAUGACAAACACAUUUCAAUACUUACAUUCAUUUUUCGUGAUGCUUUCCAUAUGAAACUCUGCUCGCUUGUGGUACAUACUGUAUACCUAAAUUAAUAUAAUACAGUUGUGUAAAGGAUAGUGGUAUCAUUAGUAGUAUUAUUGUGACCAUAUCAUACUUCUGCAAAGAACUGUGGGUCUUUCAUGUUGCCAAACAUAGGGGCACAUUAAAAUAAUAAUAUAUCAUAUAAAUUCAAUAAAUUUAUUGGUAAAUAUUCAAACACAAUGGUUGCUGCUGUUGCUGAUUUGGUGUCAACACUACACCUGAAAAUGGAAAAUACAGAACUUCAUUAAAUAUAUUUUUCAAAUAUGUUAUCACAGACAUGCGUUCCCAAUGAAUCUCCAUGCUUAACCCUCAAGAUCUGUAAGGAGUCCAUAUGGACUGCCAUUUGAUAGUAUUAGUUAUCAGUUUAGAGGUGCAGCAUACAGUACAAAGCAAGUGAGAGAAUAAGAAAAAGUGCUACACAUACUGUAUAUUGCUUUAGGUGAUCUGUGCUACAACUAUUGAACCCCAAAGAUACAAAGGACUAUGUUCAGUGUGACAUAUUUCAAAACUGAUCUAGAUUAAGUAUCAGUGAGAGCACUAGAUGAAUAAUUUUGAAUUCCAACCCUCCAUCAUUAUAAGUAAACUGACCCAAAUGUGCUGAGUGAAUGAUGAUACAAAUACUACCACUGUCUAUAUUUUGAUGAUGAUGGUAUGAAAUGAUGGUACUAGUUUCUUUGAAGAAUGACUUUUUAACAAUGGAGAAGAACUGUAAUGGUGAAUUCCAUACUUUCCAAUGAUAAAUGACAUAAACUGAGAGCAUGACAGUUACAUGAAUCACAGCCAAUUAUAAUGACUGCAACAUCAUACAUGAGUCUCUGCUUCACCCCGAACACUUCCUCGGGUGUUUCUGUUCCUGAUGAGAAGGGGGAGUUUUGCUUUUAAAUACCAAAUGCAGUGGCAAAAAGACAUUAAGAGAGGGCUUACAUUCAUAUGGGCAGAUAACUAUGCAGCAUGUCACCUAAAGUCAAGGACAACAUGAAUGAGAGGAAGCAGCACAGUCUGGACUGAACAAAGAUGUUCCAGUCUGUAUCUGACUUGCUGCUUUAGGAGGCAGAGGCGUUUUCACACUGAGAAAUACUGUUUUGGAUAAAGUGAUUUAAUACUACUUUAUUCAGAACAUCCAGGGACGAGGCGAAUAAAGCCCAACAGAAAUUGAGCUCUUAAGCCUUUUCUGAUACAGACUUCCCAACACUCCCAGCUUUCAUCAACAGAGUGAGGUAGUGGAUUUUGUUGUUCACACAUACACAAAUUACUUACAUGUCUGUGAUUUGGGUUUAACUGACUCUUUAAGAUACAUGUGUGAAACGGGUGUAUUGUCUCUAGUGUCUCCAACAGAUACUUUUAUUAUAUGACCUUAAAUACGUG